AUGACUUCUUGGAAAAGCAUAUUGUUUGGGCGACGAGAUGAGACAAAAAAGAGCAAACCUUCAGGGUUCGUCCGAAACUUUUACGAUACCGAAGAGACUAUGGAGAGACUCUUCGACUCUUCGACAGCGGGGGAAACAUCCCAAGCACAUCUAUUCGCUAAGUUUUACCACCAUCGCAAGGUUGUCCUGAUCGAUAAUUUUUUGAAUGAGGGGUCAAUGUACCACAUCCAGAUAGUAUAUUGA
Botrytis sinoallii is the source of this 243-nucleotide messenger RNA. RefSeq lists its product as uncharacterized. Lineage: Eukaryota; Fungi; Ascomycota; Leotiomycetes; Helotiales; Sclerotiniaceae. The transcript has a single exon. The coding region runs from base 1 to 243 and encodes 80 amino acids. The record is from RefSeq and is a predicted model, not a curated record.